Molecule: messenger RNA, 2252 nt
Organism: Chelmon rostratus (copperband butterflyfish)
Lineage: Eukaryota; Metazoa; Chordata; Actinopteri; Chaetodontiformes; Chaetodontidae
Product: kelch domain-containing protein 1-like
Exons: 14
Coding region: 178-1380 (400 amino acids)
Molecular function (GO): protein binding
Source: RefSeq, a predicted model, not a curated record
CUCUUAAUGUUUUGCAUAGAACAACGUUAAUUAACAUUCAAAACCAUCAUUAUUAUUACUAUUCUAUUUUUUUGCUUGGCAUGUUGUAUAAGAAUAGCAACAGUGCUUAUUUCUGGGAAUUUUAUUUUGCUACUUCCGGAAGUCAUUGUUUUUCGUUAUUAUUUUGAGACAGGCAGAAUGACAGAGAAGCCAGUCAUGGAUUCUGUAUUAGAGAACAACUGCUCGGACCUGGUACCCCAUGAGAGGAGCGGACACACGGCUGCUCUAGAGGAGAACCUGCUGUAUGUGUGGGGAGGCUACAGGUCAGUCGCUGGUGCAAAUGUCUCUCUCCCCAAUGAUGAAAUCUGGGUGUAUGACUUAGAGCAAGGUGUAUGGAAGCUGUUCAACAUGACAGGGGAAGUCCCGCCCAAGAUGUCAGGGUCCUGCGGCUGCUCCUUGAAUAGACACAUGUACAUAUUUGGAGGCUGUGAUAACAUGGGACAGACGGAUGAGAUGUAUUGUGUCAGCCUGACAGACGGUAAAAACACGUGGAGGAAGAUCAAAAAUGCCAUCGGUUCUGCUCCCUCACCUCGAGAAAAACUGUCCUGCUGGGUUCACAAAGGAAGGAUCAUCUACUUCGGAGGAUAUGGCGAAAAACCACCAGAGGAGUUCAGCAGCAGUAAUGAAAACUUCAUUUUAGAUGAUGCAUCAUGGGUAGAGGUUAUCAUUUGGGGAUGGAACAAUGAGCUUCAUAUAUUUGACCCCAUGCACGCCACUUGGAGCGAACCACAAAUCCACGGCCGCCCUCCAGGCCCCCGUGCUGCCCACGCCAGCGCCAUGCUUGGUUGUAGGGGGUACAUUUGUGGGGGCAUAGUCAAGGAAACCAGGAUGAGUGACAUCCACUGCCUGGACCUUGAAUCAUGGACGUGGUCACAAAUAAUCCCAGUGUCCACCACUCCAGAGAGCAGAUCGUGGCACACGCUCACAGCAGUUUCAGACAGCUCCUUGUUCCUGUUUGGAGGUCUCAGUGUAGACCGCAAACCAAUGAGCGAUGGGUGGCUGUUUGACGCUGAAACGAAGAAAUGGAGAGAAGUCGAGCAUCCCUUUAAGGAUAAGCCAAGGUUGUGGCACACGGCAUGUGUAGGCAAAGACUCCGAUGUGAUUGUGUUUGGUGGAAGUUGUGACUACAUCCUUGAUAACCUCACAGGUCACUGCAAUGAUGUUCUCAUUUCCCAAAUGCAGCCAUAUCCUCUAUUCAGGAUUUGUGAGGAUUACAUUGCAAAGAAUGUGAAGAACCAUGAAGUGCUCAUGAAUCAGCUUCCUCUCCUGCCUUCCAGACUACUGGCACCAAUACAACGGAAGAUGUCUUUCUACAGGCCAUCAACAAAGCAGUCGUCUUAAAUACCAAGUGCUAGUCAUCUGUACAUUGAUAUUUACAUACUGAAAUUUUUAUUUCAGUAUGUAAAUAUCAAUGUACAGAUGCCUAUUUAAUGAGUCAUUAUCUGACUCAUUAAAUAGGCUUAAAACGGUUGCAAUUACUGUGCUGACUGUGUGUGUGUAGCUACUUUUGCAGGGGUUGCCAUUUAUUAAAAAAGUAAAUCCUAAGACAGUAAACAAUUGCUGGAACAUUCAAAUUUUUAAAGUAACAUACACACAGAGCUAUGCUGUGCCAGAGGGAAAUGUCAUUCCUAAAAACAGAGAGCAAGUAAUAGGUGACAGACAAGCUGGUGCAUGCUCUGUGGCAAAUAAGCAGGUUUGAGGGUGUGCUGGUUAUUCCUAAGCAUGGUAGGAAAAGUGUUAGUUCAACAGCAUUAUUUGUGUGAGGAGUAGCUCCUGGCAUCCAUUCAUGUUGUUGUUGUAACUCUGCCAUUAAGCUAAAUGAGUCUAAAUUAGAACUGAUUCAGUGAAUAGGGUGCUGCUGAUGUGUCCACAUAUAAUGUUCAGUUUGUUGAUGAAAUUUAACUUUUCAUUUUUUUUCUGGCUCUAUUCCAUCUAAUACUUCUCAUUUCACCUAUGUUUUUCCACCAGUGCUCAUUCUGGCACAGAAAGAACGUAUUACAUUGAUGCAGUGGCAAUGAACAAAUAAGACAUCAUAAAAUAAAUAAUCAUAUGCUACAUUUUCAGACAGGGUUUGUGUCUUGAUGCUACAAAAUUCUCAAUCCAGAAAUUCUGUGUCAAUCAGUCAAGACGGAAUAAAAAAUAACCUGCAAUACAAAACGUUAUUGUCAGUACAAACAGAACUGACUGUGUGAUAAUUUCAUAAAACAAUAAAA